Molecule: messenger RNA, 1500 nt
Organism: Scedosporium apiospermum
Lineage: Eukaryota; Fungi; Ascomycota; Sordariomycetes; Microascales; Microascaceae
Exons: 2
Coding region: 1-1500 (499 amino acids)
Biological process (GO): transmembrane transport
Cellular component (GO): membrane
Molecular function (GO): transmembrane transporter activity
Source: RefSeq, a predicted model, not a curated record
AUGACGAACGAUAAUAUGAAAAAUCCUUCUACAGCCAUUGGGAACUACCCUGGCGAGGGAAUCAAUCAUGGUUGCAACGAUUCCGGGGAUCAAAACGUGGUCGAAGAGCAACUGGGUGAGGACAAGUUUGGCAAGGGCAAGUCGUGGAGGUUUUGGGCCAUCUUCCCAGCCCUCAUUACCGCCUUUCUCCCCGUCAUCGGCCAACUUGCAGACUCCUGGGGCCGUCGCUGGCUUAUGAUCGGGAGCGUGGCCAUCUUCACCCUCGGCAGCGGCAUCUGCGGCGGCGCCGACAACGCUGCCGUCCUCAUUGCUGGGCGCGAGCGGGGCAAGUUCAUCGGGCUCGUGAAUGCGUUCUUCGCGAUUGGUCUCUUCGUCGGGCCAUUUAUCGGCGGCACUAUUAUCGAGAAUACCAGUUGGCGAUGGGUGUUUUGGAUUAGCUUGCCGGUUGGAGGUGUCGCGCUGGUGAUGCUGUUUGCCUUUCUGCGAGUGAACUAUGUCCAGGCGCCGUUCAAGGAGAAGAUGAAGCGGAUCGAUUAUCUGGGUAGUAUUAUGGUGCUGGGUUCCACGACUUCUAUCUUGUAUGCCCUAACAUACGCCGGGACGGACUAUGCAUGGUCAGAUGCACGUGUUCUCACUCCACUGAUUAUCGGAGUCCUUGGGCUGAUCACUUUCCACAGCUACGAAGCCUCCCAGUUCUGCGCAUAUCCCACGAUACCCCCGCAUUUAUUCGGCAACCGCACCUCGUCAAUCGCAUUCCUCAUUACAUUCAUCCACUCCCUCACGACGCUCUGGGCCCUUUACUUCCUCCCCGUCUACUUUCAAGCCGUUCAGCUCGCCACACCCAGCCAAUCCGGCGUGCGCAUCCUCCCCACUGUCCUAGGCAUGUUGCCAGCAGCCGUCAUCUCGGCUCAAUACCUCACGCGGACGGGCAAAUACAAGCUCCUCCAUAUUGUCGGGAUGGUCCUCAUGGCUGGUGGAAUGGGAAGCUUCGCCGCCCUAGAAGCUGAAUCUCACGCGGCUUUGUGGAUUAUCCUCCAGCUCGUCGCUUCCCUCGGUAACGGAAUUCUUGCUACUUCAGUUCUCCCUGCCGUUCAAGCUGGUCUCACCGAUGAGGAUAACGCCAGCUCGACAGCUACGUGGGCGUAUAUCCGCAGCUACGGUGCCAUCUGGGGAGUCGCCAUCCCCGCAGCGGUAUUCAAUAACAUAUUUUCGAAGAAUUUGUGGAGGAUUGCGGACCCUGCGGUGAGGGCUGCUCUAGACAAUGGGAACGCAUAUGCCUUCGCAGCUCGGGAUUUCGUCUUGUCUUUUCCAGAGGGGGCUCAGUCAAGUGUCGUGGAGGUCUAUACGAUUGCUUUGAGGAUGACUUGGAUUAUUUCGGCGGCGAUCACGGGUGCCACCGGGAUAUUUACGUUAUUCGAGGUUGAUAUUCCGCUGCGAGCAUCGCUGAGGUCUGCGUUUGGUAUUAAAGAGCCAAAGAGGGAGGCUAAGAGUGAGGCUUAA